Molecule: messenger RNA, 4509 nt
Organism: Lagopus muta (rock ptarmigan)
Lineage: Eukaryota; Metazoa; Chordata; Aves; Galliformes; Phasianidae
Gene: PTPRN2
Product: protein tyrosine phosphatase receptor type N2
Exons: 23
Coding region: 151-3363 (1070 amino acids)
Biological process (GO): protein dephosphorylation
Cellular component (GO): secretory granule
Molecular function (GO): protein tyrosine phosphatase activity
Source: RefSeq, a predicted model, not a curated record
GGCGGGCGGCGCCGGUCGCUGUCCUGGGUGUUGAAUCCUCUGCGGCUGCCGCUCACCGGAGCCGGGGAGGCAAAGGGAGAGCGGGAGGCAUGGAGUGAGGGCCGGCGGCGGCGGGCGGGGAGCGGAACGGCCGCCUGCGAUGGGCCAGGCAUGAUGGGGGCGCUCAGCUCCGUCCUCGCGCUGCUGCUGCCGCCGCUGCUGCAGGUCCUCGCCGCCGCCCCGCGCGGACAGCCGCUCUCUUCCGCCGGAGCCGCCGCCGAGGCGCGGAUCGGCUGCCUGGUUGAAGAUGAUCUUUGCAGAUCUUUUGAAAUCUGUGUAAAUGACGGAAUAUUUGGGAGAUGUCAGCGAGUGCCAGUGAGAGACAUAUACAAAUAUGACAUUUCACCUCCUGCUCUUCAGCGCCUGAGGAUCAUCCUGGAGAAGCUUUCACACAGAGGUUUUACUUGGCAAGAUGACUACACGCAGCAUGUCAUUGGUCAGGAGCUCUCAAACAUCCACAAAAUCCACAACAGACACCCUGACAUCUUUGCAUCUGAAGCAUCUAAUACAGGAAGGAUUUUGGAACAGAAUGAAGAUCAUGAAAGAAAAUCUCAUCUGGAAAAUGAUGUGAAUUUGGCUGAGUCUCUUCAGCAAUAUCUUAAAUAUCUAGGUCUUCUCUCUCGAUCAGCAGCUACCAAUUUCUAUCCAAGGAAGAGGAAUGACAAAGCUUCUGUCAAGAGCUACAUCUAUAAUGAUCCCGUAAGGUACUACUUGAUGCAAAAACCCAAAGAAAGAGCAACUCCAUUGGCCCACACAUCAACAUCUCAUCAACAGUAUGCUGAAAAUCUCCAUGGGAUGAACUUCAACCAGCCUCAGCCAGACAAGUUCUCAACGGAGUCAGAAGCGGGGCUUGACCAGAAAGCUCUGAUGGCUGCAUUGCAUACGUACAUCACUCAGAACUUGUCAGCACAAAGCAAUGAUAAAAGCUCUCACAGUAGGACUAAAGGGUCACACGUUUAUGCUGAUAGAUUCUACUCUUCUCAAGUUGGUCCUUUUGAUGGAAGUUUUUCCAGAGGAAAAGCAGAAGAUUUCAAAAUGAAUAAACUGUUCCAGCCACAGCCUGCCUCUGGAGUGCUGGGGCCAGCCCCCGAGAUGCUGAAUCAUAAGUCUGCUUCCCAGAAUGAUCCAAAGGACCUGUUGAGGGUAGUGGAUGGUAAAGUUGAAACACUUAUUAAAGGUGUACUGAAGGACCUAGAGAAACACCAGGUGAAUGUGGAGAAUCUCAGCUCAACUGAACUGGAUGAGAUCGCUGAUACUAUUGCUAAUGCAAUUCAGACUGCUGGCAUUCAGGAAAAAACAGAAAAUGGUGCUGGAAAAACUCGAGAAGAAAAAGCGGAAGCAAAAAUUAAGAAAGGAGAUGCUCAAGGAAAGGCAGAAAUUCAUACUGGAUUAAUGGAAAACCGUGUUAACAUACCAGACAAUGGAAUGCAUGAAGCCAGUGCCAGAACUGACCAAGAGGAAAACACUGCAAAAUUAAUUAACUUCUUGAAAAAUAAUGCAUUACCUGGAAAUAUGCCUAAAGACCUAAUACAUGAAGAAUCUACUAAGUCAGAAACCAAGAAAUCUGAGGACACUGACUCUUCUUCCUCAGAAGAAAUAAAUGCUGGUGUAGAAAAUGUAAAAAGUGAGACUUUCUCCAGGGAGCUGACAGCUGCAAAGAGCACUGAAUCUGACUCCAAAGACCCAAGUGAGACCCGCUACUGGAUGAAGAAUGCUUUAAUGAAGGAUGGAAACUCCUACGAACAGCCUGAGAAAAAUGCAGGACAAGGCAUAGAGCUUGAAGUGAAGUCUGCAGAGGAGAAAGAAUAUGGCUACAUUGUGACAGUGAAAGACCCCCUGAGUGUGGAAAAGGGCCUGGAGUUAAUAAAGGAUGUGGCAGAUCUCCUGAAGCUGCAGAUGAGUGCCUUCGAUGAUGUCAACAUGCUGGGACCAGCUGUGACCUUCAGAGUGCACUCAAACCUCCAAAACAUUUCAACUGCGGAUGUUGCCAAAGCAGCAGCCAUGAACAAAGAGAAGCUUGAAAAAACAACUGGGCUGAGAAUUCUGCAGACUGGUGUGGGGGAGAAAAGCCACGUCCCGCCGCUCCCGCAGCGCGGGGAAGAGGCAGAGUCGACCAAAUUUCUCCUCCUCACCCUCCUCUCCCUCGCUUGCAUCGCCGGGGUCCUGGCAGCAUCGGGGGUCGUCUACUGCCUACGGCACCGCGCCCACCACCGGCUCAAGGAGAAGCUCUCGGCCCUGGGGGCUGACGCCGGAUCCGAUGCUACCGCUGCUUAUCAGGAGCUGUGCCGUCAGCGCAUGGCCGUGAAGACAUCUGAUCGCCCAGAGCCCCUGCGUGCCUCUCGAAUCAAUAGUGUUUCCUCCCAGUUCAGCGAUGGGCCCAUUCCCAGCCCUUCGGCUCGCAGCAGCACGUCGUCCUGGUGUGAGGAGCCGGUGCAGUCCAACAUGGACAUCUCCACCGGACACAUGAUCUUGUCCUACAUGGAAGAUCACCUGAAAAACAAGAAUCGUCUGGAGAAAGAGUGGGAAGCUCUUUGUGCUUAUCAGGCUGAACCCAAUGCCACCACUGUUGCACAGAAGGAGGAAAACACCCAGAAGAAUCGCUCCCGGGCUGUAGUACCAUAUGAUCACUCCAGGAUAUGUCUGAAAGCUGAAAAUAGCCACGACAAUUCAGACUACAUCAAUGCUAGCCCAAUUAUGGACCACGACCCCCGAAACCCGGCCUUUAUUGCCACCCAGGGCCCUCUCCCUGCUACUGUUGCUGACUUCUGGCAGAUGGUCUGGGAGAACGGCUGUGUCGUUAUUGUCAUGCUGACACCCCUCACGGAAAGCGGAGUCAAGCAGUGCUACCACUACUGGCCCGACGAAGGGUCAAACCUCUACCACAUCUACGAGGUAAACCUUGUCUCUGAGCACAUCUGGUGCGAGGAUUUCCUGGUGAGGAGCUUCUACCUGAAGAACCUGCAGACAAAUGAGACCCGCACGGUGACACAGUUCCAUUUCCUCAGCUGGAAUGAUCAGAGAGUUCCUGCUUCCACAAGAUCGCUGCUGGAUUUCCGCAGGAAAGUAAACAAGUGCUACAGGGGUCGCUCUUGUCCAGUAGUUGUUCACUGCAGUGAUGGUGCAGGAAGAAGUGGAACCUACAUUCUAAUUGACAUGGUUCUCAAUAAAAUGGCUAAAGGUGCUAAAGAGAUUGAUAUUGCUGCUACCCUGGAGCACUUGAGGGACCAGAGACCAGGCAUGGUCCAGACGAAGGAGCAGUUCGAAUUUGCUUUGACAGCAGUUGCAGAGGAAGUGAAUGCAAUACUCAAGGCACUUCCUCAGUGAGCAGCUCGGUGUCCCGGAGGUUCCCGCAGGAUCCAGCCCUCGUUUCCUCAUCCUCAGUCCCUGUGAAUGUUCUUGGAAACCGUGACCUGACCUUAACUAUGUAUUUUCUGUUGUAACCACAUAGUGAUAGGGUCCUUAGAAACUCCUAAGCUGAUAAAAUUCAACAGUUAAAAUGUGUCUUCUGUUUUUGGGUUUUAAAACAAAUUUUAAGAAAGUACAUCAAAGCCUCGGAUUAAGUGACAGAACAGUCCACCUAAUCCCUCUCUCAUCCUCGAAGACCUGAAUGUCAAACUUGGAAAGCACACAUUCCUGUUCUUAAUAGCGAAUAUUCAGUAUUGUGGGUAACUAGUGCAGUUAAUAUAGUCUCAGAAAACAGUGUUCUGUUGUAUUUCGUAACUCCUUAAAAACCAAAUGAGAGUGAGGGGCCUGAAAGGGAUGGCAAUUGUCCCUCUACAAUGCCGAGCGGAGGCAUGGAACUGUGCAGAGGGUGUGAGUAAACACAGGUCUAGGCUCUGGCAAAGGGAGCUUGCACCUUCUCAUGCUGAGCUUUAGCAAGCAAACAUUUUCUUAACUGUUGUUUACUUUUCAGCUUUGUGCUGUGAAUGGAAGAAAAUCUGAGCUAUAAGUAAAUAGGCCAGCACGGUUGUUGCAACUGGGGAGAACAAGUUGGUCACAUUAAUGGGAACCUGGGGACCAGUGAGCACCACAGCUCUGGCCAAGUGCCUACAGCGUGGAGUAGGCAAGCAUAGAUGCACCUCCAACCAUGAGCAAGGCACCUGGCCCACCAGGUGCAUGUCCAGAGCUGGCAUGGACACGGAUUGCUGACAUUUUGGGAUUACUGAGGAAGAAAACGGGACUCUUCUCUUUAUAUUUUUGCAUUUUGCUCUUUCAAGCUCUGCUGUGCGAUCCUUUCGAGCCGGGGAAAUAUAUUUCUGUAAAAGCCUGGCUGAAGGAAGAAUUGCCAAUCUGCAUUUUAUGAUCCUCAUCAAGUUUGUCUGAGCCAGACAUUUGUUGCACCUUUCUGCUCUUUUCCUUUUUCGGAAUGACGCCUAUUUUAACUAUUAAUGGAUAAAGAAGCACAUAAGUUUCAGAGAUUUUUCUGUUCUCAAAUCCUAAUACCUGCUGUUGCAAAGUAAUGCUAAAAUA